Adineta ricciae is the source of this 1839-nucleotide messenger RNA. NCBI's taxonomy places the organism in Eukaryota, Metazoa, Rotifera, Eurotatoria, Adinetida, Adinetidae. The record is from the annotation of a GenBank genome assembly.
AUGGCCCCCGGAAAGAAGAAAUGGGUUUGUCAUAAACACAACGAUGAUCAUCGAGAUCAAUUCUCAAUAGAAACAACAUGCGUAUACAUGUCCAUUGAUUUAUUACACGAUUGUUUUAUAACAUCUUUAUUUUCAAGAAAUCGAGAUAAGAUAAACUUGUCAAUAAACGUUGUGAAGUAUGAGCCUGAACCACAGAUCAAAAGAAUGUCGGUAGCAACGGAUGGCGAAACCAACGUUCACCAUCGUCAUGAAAACAUUCAGUACAAAAAGCCGUAUUUUGCAGUUCUCUUAGCAGCCUUCUCCUCAUUAGGUGGAUGGUUUUUCGGGUAUGAUCAGGGUGUAACUGGUGGCAUUGUCGUUAUGCCUUCGUUCAAAGAAGAUUUUUGUAUUGAUGUGUAUGCAAAUAAAACUGUUUGUGAUCUCCCUGUUGCUGCUCUACCAUCGGAAUAUCGACGAUUUCUAGUGCUUUUCACAUUGUUAUAUAAUGUGGGAUGUUUUCUUGGUGCUGUCUUUAUUUCAUCGUUUGUCGCUGAAAGAUUCGGGCGGCGAGCGAUUAUUUUCACGGCGUCGAUUCUAUUUCUUUCUGGAACGUCGAUGGUUAUAUUUCCACCGGGUAAAUCCAAGUCAAUUAUGAUCUUAAUUCUUAUUGGUCGCGUCGUCGAAGGGACAGGUGUAGGUUGUUCUUCGUUUUCUUGUCCGUUGUACGCUUCGGAAAUCGCUCCGACGAACAUUCGUGGCAUGCUCUCCGGUUUUAUGCAAAUGACCGUCGUUCUUGGUUUGUUCGUUGCGAACGUUGUCAAUCUUUUCUUAAAGGAUCAUCCAUUAGGCUGGCGAUUAUCCAAUGGAAUUAUUUUAAUCGCACCGAUUGCAAUUAUGAUCGGAAUAUUCUUCUGUCCGGAAACGCCUCGGUGGUUAUUCAAGAGAAAAGGUCGCGAAGCAGCAGAGAAAAGCUUGAAACGUAUCCGAAGAACUGACGACGUCAGCGCAGAAUUAGAGGCGAUCGAUGACGCAAUUAAAGACGAAGGCGUUCAGGUAUCGAUCAAGGAAUUAUUCACUACGAAGAAAAUGCUGGAAAGACUUGGAAUCGGAGUUGGAAUUCAUAUCCUCCAACAAGCAACUGGAAUUAAUCCGAUAUUUACGUUCGGUGGAAUCAUUUACGAAAGUAUUCUUGGUCAAGGUAUUAUUUCUUUAUUAGUUUUAUCCGGGGUGAAUUUACUAAGUACAAUACCUGCUCUGUUUCUAUUCGAUCGACUUGGCCGGCGCAAACUUUUAAUUUUUUGUGGUUUAGCGAUGGUUAUCGGCCAUCUUAUCGCAGCAACUAUAUUUGUUACAGGUUGUAAAGUGACGAAGAACAUUGUUGAUGGAACAACAGUGACUGAAGAGGUCGUGGAGUGCGGUCGAAGUUCAGGUAUUAUUAUGUUAGUAGCCACGGCGAUCUUUGUUUCAUUCUUCGCACUCUCUUGGGGUCCAAUUGCUUGGAUAUAUGCCGCAGAAAUUUUUCCACUCAAUGUUCGUGCUCGUGCAGUUUCGAUUACAACAGGGAGCAACUGGUUUAUGGGUACAAUUAUGUCAUAUAUCUUAGAAUUGAUUACACCGUUGGGAAUUCACGGUGUGUUUUAUCUCUUCAGUAGCUUGACAUUAUUAGCGGUGAUAUUUGUUUAUUUCUUCUGUCCUGAGACCCGAGGUGUUAUUUUAGAAGAUAUCGAUGAUCAAUUUGAGAAUUUUCAAUUGAAAAAUCGAACGAUAGUAAAGUUGUGUCGACGACCGUGCCAAGGACGUCAACCAAGAUCAGUUAAAGUAAAUGUUAUCACUGUGACCGACGAUGAUAACCGAUAUUAA